GAUUGCCAACCAUUUUUGCAGCGCAAAGGAAGUGGCCAAUGCUCGUCAGAACAGAACUCUAAUCUCUCUCCCCAAAUGGCCUCUGCUUCAUGCUCGGCAGCGCAUUCACUUGCCUUCAUAUCCACUCAAAAGCCACGGACAAUAUCCCAUGCUGCGACUUACAAUCACAAGGCUUUUUCUAACCAUGGUGCGUUUCAAGACAGCUCCAUCGCCAAAUUUCUCCCCGUUAAAGCCAAGGCUACCCCAAGGAACCGAAACACCAAACCGAAUAGUGUGAUCUGUGCUGAUUGCGAUGGAAAUGGCGCAGUUCUGUGCUCUCAAUGCCAAGGCAGUGGAGUGAACUCUGUUGAUUUCUUCAAUGGACAAUUUAAAGCCGGUGACUCCUGCUGGCUUUGUGGGGGCAAAAAGCAGAUGUUGUGUGGAAACUGCAAUGGUGCUGGCUUCAUUGGGGGUUUUAUGAGCACCGAUGAUGAAUAGGAUUGCCUUGAUUGUGCUGAAGUUUGGAACUGAAUUCCAAAUUCAGAAGUCAGCGGUGGCCCUAGAGCCUAGACUGCCUUCAGAGGUUUAGAGCAAGAUGAUUUAAUAUGUAUAUAUACUUAGGAAGUCAUGCAAUGGGGGCUGCCUGUAUAUGAACCACCAAACAUUAAAUUGACUCAGGUUAAUCUUUGCAGAAUUUGAUGUUUGCUCAA
Theobroma cacao (cacao) is the source of this 689-nucleotide messenger RNA. Its product is annotated as protein BUNDLE SHEATH DEFECTIVE 2, chloroplastic-like. Gene Ontology annotation, cellular component: protein folding chaperone complex; chloroplast stroma. The record is from RefSeq and is a predicted model, not a curated record. Lineage: Eukaryota; Viridiplantae; Streptophyta; Magnoliopsida; Malvales; Malvaceae. Gene Ontology annotation, molecular function: protein folding chaperone.